CACAAUUGUUGAUAAAAUAUUUAACUGUGCAGUUAAUUAUUAAAUUUUUCUUAUUUAAUACAAUAGCUUUACACAUGAUGCUGUCCAUAUAUUUAUCUUUUUUUGUAAUAAUUUCUAUGUCUACAUUUAUAGUGUUAGCCAACACAAUAAAUUAUAGUAUACAAAAAGAACAAAAUUCAGGAGGAGCAAAAUUGUUAUUGAUCAAAUGCUUGCAAAACAUUAAGUUACAAGAAAAAAAAAAAGGAAAAUUGCCAACUGAAUUCAAUCAAUUAAUCAAUGACUGUGUAGAUGAUCUUAUCAACCAAAAUAAGUCUCCUUUACAAGUUGACAAUAUUAUAUCAGAUUUUUUAUGCAAUAAAUUUUCACAAUUUGAUAUAAUAUGUUCAAUAAAAGUAAUGCGCUGUUCUAGAGUAUUCCGGAUAAGUUUGUUGAAAUCAGUGAAAAUUAAAUCUGAUUAAAAAUAGCCUUGACAAAUUUUGUAUAAACAAAUUACUAGAAUAUUAUAAAAUAAAAAUAUCAGAGAUUUUUUCUAUUCAAAGAGAAAAAUAAAUACUAUAAAAAAUAAAAUCACAUUACUUUAAAUAUUAUUAUGUAAUCUUCACUAAGUUUUAAAUAAUUUUUAUUCUUUGUAAAAUAAUUGAUAAUAAUAAAUAUUUAAAAAAUAAACAAAUAACCAACA
This is a messenger RNA of Daktulosphaira vitifoliae (grape phylloxera), 679 nucleotides long. RefSeq lists its product as uncharacterized. Bases 75 to 458 code for a protein of 127 amino acids. NCBI's taxonomy places the organism in Eukaryota, Metazoa, Arthropoda, Insecta, Hemiptera, Phylloxeridae. The transcript is spliced from 4 exons. The record is from RefSeq and is a predicted model, not a curated record.